Molecule: messenger RNA, 1388 nt
Organism: Seminavis robusta
Lineage: Eukaryota; Bacillariophyta; Bacillariophyceae; Naviculales; Naviculaceae
Source: the annotation of a GenBank genome assembly
AGGUGCUAUUACUGUACCCGGCAGCACUAGCUAGUGUACCGGUGCCGGUACCAUACCCCAGACACGCAAAAGCUACAUGUAGUUCCGGGUACGUACCGGCCGCAUGACUUUCAAACAGCCUUACUGGGUUUUGAAAGAUCCAAAGAUUGAUCAUUCCAUUGAAUUCUCGUGAUCUUUUCCACCCCACACCCCAUCGUCAAAAGCCAUUCGCCAGCGGCAGACUAGCUAGCCUCAGGCUCUAUUGAAACAAUCGAAGAAAUCAGGAGAGAGGCGAGAUACUAAUUGCUGGAACAAUGGCAGCUACGUUACCCCGAGUAUUCCUGGUUUCGAGCAGACAUCAUGGCUCCCGAACAGUCCACAUCCAACCGACACUAGUCCGUCAACGUUUCUUUUCUGAGUCGGCGAAAGAGACCGCACCCAAAAAGACACCCGAUCCAUCCGGCAAUGGUGGCGGGAACAACAACAUGAUGUGGCAUGUUGCCACGGCAGCGGUAUUUGGGCUGUCCUUUAUUGGUGUCCGAUAUGGCUUGAAAAACAUGAAUUUGGACAAGGAGGACGACGCGAUCGCUGCCGCUACAAAGCCAGAACCUCAGGCAGAAGUCACUUCCAAGGUCUACUUUGAUGUGUCCAUCGACAAGCAACCAGCCGGGCGAGUUGUGAUCGGUCUUUACGGUGGAGUGGUCCCCAAGACGGCCAAGAAUUUUGAAACGCUCUGCAAAGGAACCGAAAAGAAGGGCAACAUUGAUUUGACCUACUCCAAGACCACGUUUCAUAGAAUUAUCCCUGGAUUCAUGAUCCAAGGCGGGGAUUUCACACAACAUGAUGGAACCGGUGGUCUUUCCAUCUACGGAAACAAAUUCGAGGAUGAGAAUUUUCAACUAAAGCAUACUGCACCUUUCAUUUUGUCCAUGGCGAACGCCGGACCCCACACUAAUGGCAGCCAAUUCUUCAUUACGACAAAAAAGACACCCUGGCUGGACGGAAAACACGUCGUGUUUGGGUGUGUCCUGGAUGGAUUUGAUGUGGUCAACCUCAUUGAAUUGAAUGGCAGCAGUUCGGGUAGACCGAAACGAAGAGUCGUCAUUACCAAAGCCGGGAUAUUGGAAGCCGAGGCAGGCAACAAUACAAAGGACGACAAUGCCAAGGAGGAAAAGGCAAAACAAUAAACGCGAGAUUCUGAAAGGAUUUAUCGUACAUCGACGCGCAUGUGUGUGUACCGUUAGGUGCGUAGACUUGCCAAUUCUGCUGGUUGUGGGUAAGGCAGACGAUCUACAGUACCGGUAGUCCAAGGACACUCUCUUCCUUUUCUUUCUUGAGCUUCCCAAGGAAGGGGAAGUUUUCCCACAGGCUAGCUAGUUAUCUAGACUAGUAGUGCAUACAUGUAGCAU